CGCCGUGACGGUCUCCAGCGGAAGUAGUGGCGGCGGCGGCGAUGUGAAACGCGAGGCGGCGAUGGCAACGGGGCGGCGGUGCAGGAGGAGGCGGAGAAGGACGCGGCGGGCGCGCGCGCAGAUGCGGCGGCGAGGACAGGCGGGGGUCCCCAGCCCGGCUGGCCUACUCCGGCGCCCUCGGGAUGCGCGGCCGGCCGGGGCUGCGGCGGGCGCCUCCAGCUGAGGAGCAGCAGCAGCAGCAGCGCCCCGGGCUGGCCGCGCCGUCGGGGGGCGGCGACGCGAUGCUGCCCUGGAAAAGGCACAAGUUCGAGUUGCUGGCCGCUGACGAGGAGAAGCAGCGGCGGCGGCGGCGGCACCACCUCCCAGAUCCGCUGCUCUCUGCCCCGCCGCUGCCGCCGCCGCCACCUCCGUCGGGCAAGGGCUACUGCCAGGCAAGCGCCGUGAGCCUGCCCUGCUCGGCGGCGCUGGGCUCGCUGGCCCGCGCCUGCCCCGCCGAGAGCGCCCUCAGCAGGAUGGGCAACCUGUUUCGCUCGAGGCGCAAGAAGUUCCGCGUGAGCAGCGAGGCGCCGACCUACACGGGGCUCUACCUGGGCAACGCCACCACGCUGCAGGCCAAGGGCGUGGGCUGUACCGACGCGGCGGUGGGCAAGAUCUGGGCCAAGAGCGAGGCCGGCCGCCACGGCACCAAGAUGAAGCUGACCAUCGGCCCGCAGGGCAUCCGCCUGGCGCCCUCCGACGCCGACGCCACCCGCCCGGGGCACCUCUACCUGCUCCACCGCGUCACCUACUGCGUGGCCGACCCUCGCCUCCCGCGCCUCUUCGCCUGGAUCUACCGGCACGAGGUGAGGCACAAGGCGGUGCUGCUCCGCUGUCACGCCGUCCUGGUCUCCAAGGCCGAGAAGGCCCGUGCCAUGGCGCUGCUCCUCUACCAGACCUCGGCGGCGGCGCUGGCCGAGUUCCGCCGCCUCAAGAAGCGCGCCGACGCGCGGCACCAGCAGCUCCAGCAGGCGGGCCAGGGGGCCGGCGGCGCCAUCCCACUCGUGCCGCUGCGCAAGCUGCUCCUGCACGGGCCCGGCUGCUGCUACAAGCCGCCCGUCGAGCGGAGCCGCAGCGCGCCCAAGCUGGGCUCCAUCACCGAGGACGCGCUGGGCGAGGAGCUGGAGGAGCGCGCCGCCGGCCGCGGGGGCUGCGCCAACGGCGAGGAGGAGGAGGAUGACUACGAGGAGGAGGAAGACGACUGCGAGGACGAGGAGCUGCUGGCGCCGCUGGCCGACGGGGAGGGCGCGGAGGGCCAGGCGUCGCCCAGCCUCGGGCAGCUCAUCAGCGGCUUGGGCGAGCUGGUUAUCGGCAACGACGUGGCUCUCCUGCGCGCCGACCUGCGCGUCACCCGCCUCCUCUCCGGCGAGAGCACCGGCAGCGAGUCCUCCAUCGACAGCAACGGCCGCGACGGGGGGUCCCCGCCGCCGCCGCGGCUCCAGCCCUGCCACGGCCCGGACUGCCCGCAGCCCGACAGCGGCUGAAGGAGGGAGCGGCCGGCUGCAGCGCCUCGACAACCCUCCUCUGCCGGCCGAAGUGGCGGAUGGACCGAGCGAGCGAGGAGUGGCAGUGGAGGGGAAGGGCGGGGGCCGUGGAGCUGCGGAGGCGGACGCCAAGCCGUGGGAACGGCGGGCCAGGCCCCCGGCGCCCUCGCAGAAGGAGCGCCCCCCGCCCCCGGCUGCCGUCGAUCUUUUCAGCUGAGGAGGAGCCCCGCCAGGCUGCCCACCCGCCGGUAGGAUCUCCCCCCCCCGCACGCGGGCGCGGCCCGGAAUGUUCGGAUGCACCGGCCUGGAUUGGUUUCCUCCCGGACCUGCCAAAUACUUUCCCGUAAAUCGUGGGGGUGGGGGAGGGGUGUGUCUUGUUUACAGUUCCAGAAUUGGGGGACAACAGAGGGGAGCCCCUCUCCCUUCCCCCUUCUUGUUCUCUUCUUUUUUUAAAAAAAAAUACAUGUAUCUCUCCAGCCUGGUUCAUUGCAUUCCAUGCUGUCUUUGUAAAAGAUGUUUGCACUGUGGCCCUUUUGUUUUUUUAAAUUAUGACAAUGAGUAUUCUACAGGAAUCCCUUUUCUCCAGUCUCAGUGUUUCUAUAUAUAUAUGUGUGUGUGUGUGUGUGUGUAUUAUAUUAUAUUAUAUCUUUUGCUGUGCAAAAGGAAACUGUAAAUGUGGCUGUUCACUUCAACAUACAGAAAACCCCAACGCUUGUCUCAUAGAUUUUGUUAUCGUCAUGGCGAUGGUUUUGGAGGGCAUCCAGGGAUCGGGAACUUUGUUUUCUUGGUUUGUUUUGCACACAGGUGGAGAAAAUAACAAAGGGCAGGAUGUGGAAGAAGAAGGGAGCCUGCAGCUGGCAGAGGAGGGGGGUCUGUGGGUUUGUGCUCUCCCCCCCCCCGCCUGUAAUAUUUGGAGCCUGGGCAUGUGCUGUAGGAGCAGGCUGGACUCUUGCCCCCCCCCUCUGGCUGUGGCUGUUGGUAAAGUGGAUCAGGGCUGGGGGGGAGGGGGGUGAGCGAUGGAAAUGUUGUCCUCAGAAAACUGCCAUUAAUCUGGGGAGAGGGAUUUAAGUAGGGAGGAAUGGGGGGGCAGGGUUAAAAAAA
This is a messenger RNA of Rhineura floridana, 2621 nucleotides long. It is a transcript of the gene FAM43A, whose product is annotated as family with sequence similarity 43 member A. The transcript has a single exon. The coding region runs from base 183 to 1520 and encodes 445 amino acids. The record is from RefSeq and is a predicted model, not a curated record. Lineage: Eukaryota; Metazoa; Chordata; Lepidosauria; Squamata; Rhineuridae.